This is a messenger RNA of Closterium sp. Naga37s-1, 3423 nucleotides long. The record is from the annotation of a GenBank genome assembly. NCBI's taxonomy places the organism in Eukaryota, Viridiplantae, Streptophyta, Zygnematophyceae, Desmidiales, Closteriaceae.
AUGGUGGCAUCCGAGGCAGCACAAAGUGGCGCUGCCGGGUCGCCGUCUCGCGCCGCGAUGCUCGCCGCAAGCAGCGCUGGUGUCGGCUCGUCGGCGAGCAGCGCUUCGGGCGGCGGCUUGACCGCAGAGGAGGACGUUACCGUUCUCGAGUCGCAGGCUCGGGCGUGGAUUGAGCGUUGCUUGGGUCGGCAGCUUCCGUCGGACCGCGCGCUCCCCGAUAUUCUGGAGGACGGGCAGACGCUUGUGGAGGUGGGGCGGGCAGCGCAGCGCGCAGCCAAGGGAUGGCUGAUUAUGGGGAAGGCGGGGGGAGGCGGAGAGGGGGGAGGGGCGCUCGGGGGGAAGGCGGGGGGAUCUUUUGCGCGAUGGGGCGGGGGAAAGAGCGGAAGCGGGGCGGGGUUGAAGGACGGGGAGGACUGGGAGGAGGGGGAAGGGGAGGCGGAGCAGGGGGAGGGGGAGGCGCCGUCCGCGGAGGUGGGGCGGAACAUGGCGUUCUGGCGCUCGUGCGUGAAAGUGGAGAUGUUCCUCAAGAUCUGUCGCAGCAUAGGGCUGUACGACGUGAAUGUCUUUACCCCACCCGAUCUGGUGGAGAGGCGUGAUCUGAGGCGGGUGUAUCUGUGCUUGCGCACACUCAGCAAGCGCACCAUCGGACUCAAGGACUUUGACGGCAGCAUGGUGACUGCCACGUCAGCGACACGCCACCGGCUCAUGUCGUCUGUAUCCAAAACCAUCCGACACACCACCGCCGCCCUCUCCCCCUCUCCCUCCCUCUCUUCCUCCUCCUCUCACUCCAAACCACCUCCAGUUGCACCCUCCCCUGCUCUUCCCUCACCUGCUGCACUCCUCCCUGCUCUGCCCUCCCCUGCCCCACCGCCCCCAGCAGCCGCUCCCCCUGCUCUGCCGUCCCCUGCUCUGCCUACCCCUAUUUCCCAGUCUGCUAUUAUAUCCAAUGCACCCUCCCCAGCUGCACCCUCCCCAGUUGCACCCUCCCCAGCUGCACCCUCCCCAGCUGCACCCUCCCCAGUUGCACCCUCCCCAGCUGCACCCUCCCCAGCUGCACCCUCCCCAGUUGCACCCUCCCCAGCUGCACCUUCCCCAGCAGUACCCCCUCCCAAGCCAGUCCCACCGUCACCAAGUCUACCCUCCUUGGUUCCUAUCUCCCCACCACCCCCACCACCACCCUCCCUGCGGGUUGCUGCCCCUCUGAUUCCCCUCAACUCAUCGCUUCACCUCCCCGCUCCUGUCGCUGCCGCUGCCGCUGCCCCUGCUGCUGUUCCUGCCGCUGCUCCUGGUGCUUCCUCACCCUGCCCACCCUCCUUUGACCCCCCUCGAAGCGAAGUCCUUCCCUCCCCCCAAUCUCCCUCAACCCCCUCCGCCUCCCCUUCCCCCUCGCCCUCCGCCUCUCCCCCGUCCGCAUCCCCUUCCCCCUCGCCCUCCGCCUCUCCCCUCUCCGCCUCCCCAGCGUCGCACUCCCUAAGCCCCUCUAUCCUGCCUGAACCGGACCAGCUCAUUCCCCUCUCCCCAUUCCCCUCCGCAUCCUCCCUCGCAUCUUCUCUCAACUCUACUCGCUCCUACGCCACCCCCACCAGUGCUGCCUCCUCCCUCACGCUUGCCACUGCGAGCGCCGCUACUGCCGCCACUGCCACCAGUGCCAUUGCUGCCACUACCGCUACAGCCACUACAGCUGCUACAGCCGGGCAGGGGGCAGCAGGAGAUCGCAGCAUUCCGCGGUGGUGGGCGCCGGCCUAUCCUCGUCCCGCCAGCCCCUCUCGUCGCUUCUCCCACUCCUCCUCUGUCGCUGCCUGGCAAGCGUCUAGCGCUGCUGCUGCUGCUGCAGCUGCUGCUGCUGCUGCUGCUGGUGGUGUUGCUGGUGCUGCAGCUGCCGGGGUUGCUACUGCUGGUGCUCCUGUUGGUGUUCCUAGGUCCGUCAGGGGUGAUUAUUUGCCGAACCUGCCAUCUUGGCUCGGCCCGGAGCAGCAGGCAGUGCUUCGGUCGCGAUCCCCGGCUCGGGUGCCCGCGUGGGUGGUGAGGGAGGGGGGAGGGCCAGCAGAGGCUGUACGGGGGAGGAGGAGGUCGGCCUCGGUUACUGCGGUGCAAAGGGUCCCACCCGCUACAGUCACACCCAGACAGCCAACACCCCCUCGCACACACACCUCCCCUCUGCGCUCCAUCUCCCCUCCCACCACUUUCCACCCAUCUGAACCGGAGUCCCUCCCUGACACAACCACUAUGGGGAGGAGGGGCGGAGGGGGGCGGAUGGGGCAACUGCAGCAGCAGGAGGAGUUAGGUUUAUUAGAGCAGCAGCAGGAGGAGCAGCCGGGGAGGGGGUUAGGGGCGAGAAAUUGGCAGCUGCUGGCAGCAGCAGGGGCGGCGGUGCUGGUGGGGGGAGCGGUGGUGAUGGCAGCUCAGCGCCAUCAACGGCUGAGAUCGACCGGAGCAAGCAGCGAUCGGGAGAUUGAGAAUGUGAGGAGGAGGAGCAGUGAUUCACGGAGCAAAGGCAAGGGGAAGGGCUCAGCUGAAGCGGGUUUGGAGUCAGCAGUUGGGAAGGUGGAAUCCGAGGGAGGGUUUUCCCACUGGCUGGCUUCCAUGCCCACUGGUGCAAAGCUCAGUGAGAAGGAGUUUGAUGAGAGGUUCAAGGAGCUUGAGAAGGAGGCAGUGGAGGUGGAGGAUGAGUUCUUGCGCUGUCUGGGGCCUGCCUAUAACGAGUACGGAGACAACGAUGACGACGAGGAGGAGAUGAUGUCGUUCAUUGCUGCCGUCACCAGCAAACCCGCCCCGACUCACACCAACUCAGCAGUCCAGACAAACCCAGUGGCUCAGACCAGACCAGCAGCCGUAGCACCAGGUUUGACUAACCCAGCAGUGCCAACGUCAGCAACAGCAAUGAGAGAAGCAGCAAGUAGACGGGCAGCAGGUGGGGCAGCAGCGGCAGCAGCGGCAGGCAGAGGGAUACGCUCCCUGCCUGAAGCCGGUCCUAAGGAAAAGACCUUAACUGGGGGAAGCACGAGCAGAGGUCCGUCUGAUGAGUUUGACAAAUGGGCGCCGUUUGAUGAAGCCCACUUGACCAUUGACCCGUUUCAAGGGAGAAACGGCGCUUGUGAGCGCAGCCGCAGCAAUGCAACUGGUGCGAAUGCUGCACAAGGGAGAGACAGCAACAGCAGCAGCAACGUGACUGGUGCAGCCACAUAUGCAGCAACGGAUGCAGGAAAGGGUGCAGGACGGGCUGCAGCUAAGGGUGCAGGAAGGGCAAUGAGUGGUGGUGGUUCCCUUGGGAGGGCUGGAGGCCGGGUGCAUGAAGUGCAGCCGGGUGAGACGCUCUCUGGGAUUGCAGUGAGAGAGGGGUGUACUGUUGCAGAUAUUUUGAGGGCCAACCCGCAUAUUGCCUCGCCGAAUUGUAUUUAUGCGCGUGACCGCCUUGUGCUCUAG